AUGGCAAACGACGAGUAUGAUUUCCUCUUCAAAGUUGUCCUCAUAGGAGAUUCCGGCGUUGGUAAAUCCAACCUUUUGAGCCGUUUCACGCGCAACGAGUUCAACCUCGACUCCAAGUCUACCAUCGGUGUCGAAUUCGCCACGCGCUCCAUCCAGGUUGAUGCCAAGACGAUCAAGGCCCAGAUUUGGGACACUGCUGGUCAGGAGCGCUACCGCGCCAUCACCUCCGCAUACUACAGAGGCGCCGUCGGUGCGCUGCUCGUCUACGACAUCAGCAAGCACCAGACGUACGAGAACGUCACCAGGUGGUUGAAGGAGUUGAGGGACCAUGCCGACUCGAACAUCGUCAUCAUGCUGGUUGGAAACAAGAGCGAUCUGCGGCAUCUGAGAGCUGUGCCCACCGAGGAGGCCAAGCAAUUCGCAAGCGAGAACAACCUUUCCUUCAUCGAGACGUCCGCUCUGGACGCCAGCAACGUCGAGCUUGCUUUCCAGAACAUCCUGACCGAGAUCUACCGCAUUGUCUCGCAGAAGGCACUGGACCAGGGCGACUCCGCACAAAACGCCAUUGGUGGCGAGCGCAGAGUUAUCGAGAUCACGAACUCGGCUGAGACCGAGGCGAAGCAGGGCAAGUGCUGCUAG
Molecule: messenger RNA, 639 nt
Organism: Lasiodiplodia theobromae
Lineage: Eukaryota; Fungi; Ascomycota; Dothideomycetes; Botryosphaeriales; Botryosphaeriaceae
Product: Ras GTPAse
Exons: 5
Coding region: 1-639 (212 amino acids)
Biological process (GO): exocytosis
Cellular component (GO): recycling endosome
Molecular function (GO): GTPase activity; GTP binding
Source: RefSeq, a predicted model, not a curated record